AUGGGAUACACGAGCCUGACGCUCCCUCGGGCCGCAUACACUGGUAAGAGCGGGAAGACUAGCCUCGAUGGGCAAGUCGACCUCGUGCGCUCAGGCAAGGCGCAGAGCAGCAUGGCCACCAUCGAGAUCGUGCGCGGGGUCGCCGCGAGCGUGGGCUCCUCGCCGCUGUCCAAGACGCGCCGCCGGCUCUCGCUCAGCGUGGGCCUCGGCAAGAACGGGCGGCGGAACGAGAAGGAGAGCGAGACGCCCGCGCACCUGCGCGCGACGCUCCCGCUGCCCGUCGCGUUCACGGCGCACAUACCCCCGCCGAGCUUCGUGUCAACGGACCACAUACUGGUGCAGGUCUUCGCGGUCGGCCUGGACGCGCUCGACUCGCUGAUCGUGCAGGAGAAGGCGGGGAAGCGCGGGUCGGCGGGCUCGGUGAGGGGGAAGAAGAGGGGGUUCAUCCCUGGACGGAGCUUCGUGGGCCGUGUGGCUGAGUGUGGGUUUGAUGUUGAUAGUGCGGUGUGCAAGAGGGGCGAGUGGGUCGUCGGGCUGUUGGACGUGCGCAAGUGCGGUGCGCUUGCGGAGUACGUCGUCAUCGAGCGACAUCGCAUGUGCCGGUGCAAGCAGCCGCGUACGAAAGGCGCGACGCUCUUCCCGCCUCGUCAGCGUACGCGUACGCGUACACUGUCGCUCCCGUCUCAGGGCAACGCAUCUGAGCCAUCAGCACCACCUCCCGCACCCAACCAGCUCACCCCUCAGGAUCUCGCCCUCAUCCCGCUCUGUGGCGUCCCCGCUCAUCGCGCCGUGCGCUCCUUCGCCGAGGUGAUCGCCGCACGGAAGGGCAGGGGCAGUCGCGCACGUAUCCUCAUCCUUAACGCGCACGAUGGCGCAGGCGCGAUAGCCCUGCAGAUGCUUGCCAAGAAAAAGGUGAACGUGUGCGCCCAGGUCCCCGAGUCGGCCGUGCGGGACAUGGAUGAGAGUGAGGAGUCGUCGGAGGGGAGCAACUCCGGGGCGUCGCUGACGCGGCGCGAGCGUGUCGAGGCGCGGAUCAGGGGCUGGGGCGCCGAGGAGGUCUUCGUCGGCGAGCCGCUUGCCGUGCUGGAGCAGAUGUUCGACGAGGAAAAGUCGUUCGACGGGGUCCUGGACACCGUCGGCGGUGUGGAGAUCUGGGAGGCGGCGCAGAGGCUGUUGGCGUCGUACCCCUCCAUGUCGUGUGCGGUCUCGGACGCGGAGGAUGGUGGCGACGAGGGGCGCAAGAGGAAGACCUUCGUCUGCCCCGCGCAGUUCACCACGCUGAUCGGCGACAUGCCCUCGCGCGCGAUCCCAAGUGCAAACGAGAACAUCCGUCUCGGGCUGCGUUCCCUGCGUCGUGCGGUCUCGACGAGUCAAGCACCCGCGAAGGGCGGGCGCAAGCGGGCCAAGGUCAAGCGGAUGGUUGGGUACGCGUGGGUGAGCGUCGCCGCUGAGGUCGACGAGGGCGAGGACGUGCGGCACUCGCUCGCCACGGCGUUGGAGAUGGUCGAGGGCAACAAGGUGCGGCCGUGGGUGGGCGCGGAGGAGGAUGAAGACCGGGUCGUCACGUUCGAGCGUGCCCCGGAGGCCUUCAGGCGCGCUGCGGACGGGCCGCGCGGUGUGCUCCAGGAUGCGGGCACCUGCGUCGUCAAAAUCGGCGCGUGGUCUUGA
Molecule: messenger RNA, 1668 nt
Organism: Fomitopsis serialis
Lineage: Eukaryota; Fungi; Basidiomycota; Agaricomycetes; Polyporales; Fomitopsidaceae
Exons: 2
Coding region: 1-1668 (555 amino acids)
Cellular component (GO): mitochondrion
Source: RefSeq, a predicted model, not a curated record